AUUCUUUUUCAUAUCAACUUCAACUUCUCUUUAUCAUCUUCCUUAACUAAUAACCUUCCAAUUCAAUCAUAUUAUAUCCUCUUUUCAAAACACAAUAUUAAUCAUGGGUGUAUUCACAUGCACAUUGGCCGAUAUCACCAGCCCGGUCGCCGCGUCGCGGUUGUUCCAAGCUCUAGCCAUUGACAACCAUAACUUCGUCCCUAAGGCUGUGCCUCACUUCGUUAAAUCUGUUGAGUUUCUUCAAGGUGACUCCACUGCUGUUGGAUGCGUCAAACAGAUCAAUUUCCCCGACGAGGCUCCAUUCAAAUAUGUGAAAAACAGAGUAGACGAGAUCGAUGCCGGUAACUUGUACCUCAAGUAUACUUGUAUCGAAGGAGAUGUGUUUCCUGAUACAGUAGAAUCUGCUGUUUAUGAAGAUAAAUACGAACAAACCGAAGGCGGAACACGGUGCAAGAUGGUGGCACAUUACAACAUGAAGGGUGAUAAUGUGAUGAAGAAUGAGGAUAUUGAGAAGGCCAAAGAAGGAAUUCAAAAGAUGUUUAAAGCAGUUGAAGAGUAUCUUGUUGCCAACCCUACAGCCUAUGCUUAAUUCAACUAAUUCUAUCCAAGUUAAGGUUUUAUGAGUGAAAAAUAAAUGAGAGGAAUAUGUAAUGUGUGAAGUUUUUUUUUUGGGUUUGUGAAAAAUAAUAAUGUGUGAGAAAAAUGGUUGGUGAGAUAUGAAUUUGUGUAACAGAGGUUGAGUUAUACUAUAGUGAAAGUUUUCUUUGAGUUAAUGCAAGAAAUUAAUUAAAGACCUCCUUUUAAAUGGUA
This is a messenger RNA of Spinacia oleracea (spinach), 810 nucleotides long. Its product is annotated as pathogenesis-related protein STH-21. Lineage: Eukaryota; Viridiplantae; Streptophyta; Magnoliopsida; Caryophyllales; Amaranthaceae. The record is from RefSeq and is a predicted model, not a curated record. Gene Ontology annotation, cellular component: cytoplasm; nucleus. Gene Ontology annotation, biological process: defense response; abscisic acid-activated signaling pathway. The transcript has 2 exons. Bases 104 to 589 code for a protein of 161 amino acids. Gene Ontology annotation, molecular function: abscisic acid binding; protein phosphatase inhibitor activity; signaling receptor activity.